CAGGUGAUGCGGUCAGGAUGUCUGACGGGAGACAGCGAACUUUGUCCACAUCUGGAGAGUCUCUGUAUCAGGUCCUGGGUCUGCAGAAAGGCUGUUGCCAUGACGACAUCAAGAAGUCCUACAGGAAGCUGGCGUUGCGGUUCCACCCCGAUAAGAACCCGGAGAACCCGGCGGCGGCCGAGAAGUUCAAGGAGCUGAACAGCGCCCACGCCGUGCUGUCGGACCCGGGCCGGAGGGGGGUCUACGACGCGUACGGGUCCCUGGGACUCUACGUGGCCCAGCAGUUCGGGGAGGACAACGUCAACGCCUACUUCAUGCUGUCCACCUGGUGGGCCAAGGGCCUGUUCGUGGUCUGCGGCGUGCUAACCGGAUGCUACUGCUGCUGCUGUCUCUGCUGCUGCUGUAACUGCUGUUUUGGGAAGCUGAAGCCGACGCCCCCAGGCGAGGGGGCGGGGCCGGACUACGUCUCCCCUGACGACCUGGAGGAGGAGAUACGCAAUGACCCCGACGACGACGGUGAGGCUCCGGUCGUUCAGCAGCAGCCGAACGCCAGCGAGAAAACUCAGCUGAUCACAGACGGACACCGUCGCUAUGGAGACACCUACACAUGAAACAGGAAGCAGGAAACAGGAAACGCAUCAGAAGUCAAAUGUGAAUUGGAGAUAAUAACUUUAUUUUAUAUAUAAUGCAGACAGACAGAGAGACAGAGAGACAGACAGACAGACAGACAAAGACAGACAGACAGACAGACAGACAGACAGAGACAGACAGACAGAGAGACAGAGAGACAGACAGACAGA
This is a messenger RNA of Etheostoma spectabile (orangethroat darter), 800 nucleotides long. Its product is annotated as dnaJ homolog subfamily C member 5. The record is from RefSeq and is a predicted model, not a curated record. The transcript has 4 exons. The coding region runs from base 18 to 611 and encodes 197 amino acids. NCBI's taxonomy places the organism in Eukaryota, Metazoa, Chordata, Actinopteri, Perciformes, Percidae.